Messenger RNA from Maylandia zebra (zebra mbuna), 940 nucleotides. RefSeq names its product SWI5-dependent homologous recombination repair protein 1 (gene sfr1). The record is from RefSeq and is a predicted model, not a curated record. Gene Ontology annotation, cellular component: Swi5-Sfr1 complex. NCBI's taxonomy places the organism in Eukaryota, Metazoa, Chordata, Actinopteri, Cichliformes, Cichlidae. Gene Ontology annotation, biological process: double-strand break repair via homologous recombination; positive regulation of DNA-templated transcription.
UCACAGACUGCGAAGGUUUCGAGCCGCAAAAUACGGAAAAAGUCUCGCGUCGGUCCUAGCUUUCUGAUUCAGUCUGCGUUUAGUGAAAGUUGUUGGCUGCUCAGUGGUUAUUGUAGCAGCAUUUAACAACCCUUCAUUUACUUUUACAUGAUUCAAAGCAAGUUUCAGCGAUGGAGAUCACACCUAAAGCAGCUAAAUUACAGAGGGACUGUUGUUCACCAUGUAGUUCAGUAGAGUCAAGCCCGUGUGACUACAAAGAGAAGCAUCAACCGAAGCUGAGUGCCUCACUGAGGGAGAGGCUGAAGAGAUCCAGGCGCUCCUUCAUCUCUCCCCUCUCUGUGGCCAAACGCCUUUGUGUUGAUGAUGAGGAGAAUGGCCAACAAGUUUCAGCAGAUUCCCAGCAGCCCGUUAAUAAUCCUCCAGUGGUUUUAAGCAGUGUUGAUGUAAACAGAAAUGGGGAGAGAGAAGGCAGUAAAACGUUGUCUGGGCCUGCUCCCAAAUCAACACAAUAUCCUUCAGGAGACUUUGCACAACGUCUCAGGAAGGAGGUGAAAGACAAAACAGAGACUCUACGUAGACUCAAGAUGGUUAAAAUGUACAGAAGCAAGAAUGAUUUGACUCAUCUCCAAACAUUGAUUGAUAAGUGGCGGCAUUGUGCUCAAGCUGCGCUGUAUGAACUGCAAUCAGAAGUCCCUAUUGAUGGACGAAAAGCCAGCUUGUCUGAGCUGAUUGACCUGUUCAAUUUGGAUGAGAGCAUUCUGCACUUUGACCGCACAGAGGACGACUUCACUACCUAAUAAAAUGUUACAGGGGAACAAUCACAUUUCAGAUGUCCUGUUUAUUGUUUAAUUUGUUGCUGCUACAGUUCAAGUUGUACACUUUAUGUUCAAUUUAUCUGCUGAGAGAAGCUUAAAUAAAACCGUAAAAAUCUGUUGAAGAA